AUGUUUCUUGUACUUAAUGAACUCAAGAAUGUAGGUGAAGACAGACUCGCAAACUUCAACGCUUUGAAAUCAAUUAUUACGGAUAAUGAGAUUAGAAUUAAUGAAAAGAAUCAACCCAGAAGAACAGCACAAAACGUUGCAAACUUCAUUUUGGUAACUAAUAACGUCUACCCUGUCAAAAUUGAAGUUGGAGACAGAAGAUACGUAGUUUUAAGAGUUAAUGGUAAAUUCAAGGGUCAAUUUGAUUACUUCAAGAAUUUAAUGGAUUCAUGCACUAAGGAAUUUUAUGAUAACCUUUUAACGUAUUUUAUGCAAUAUGACCUUUCAUCAUUUAAUGUACGAAUCAUACCGAUGACUGAAGCCAAACAAGAUUUAAUCGAGUUAUCAACAAAUCCUUUAGAUGAAUGGAUAAAUACACAUUAUGAUGAAUUGUGUGCAGGUAUGACGUGUAAAAAUGCUCUAUUCUGCAAACCAUCAGACAUGAAAGACAAGAAUUUCCAAAUGAGCAUUAAGGAUAAAUGUGAUAGGAAACAGGUAAGAAUAGAUGGUAAACAAACAUGGUAUUAUGUUUUGAAAGAAGAAAUGAAAGGAUUAUAUAAACAGGUUGAACCAAACGAUAAAGAGGAUUCAUUUACUGACGAUGAAAUACCUGUAAAUGAAGCUUUAUAA
This is a messenger RNA of Trichomonas vaginalis G3, 669 nucleotides long. RefSeq lists its product as uncharacterized. Lineage: Eukaryota; Parabasalia; Trichomonadida; Trichomonadidae. The record is from RefSeq and is a predicted model, not a curated record. The coding region runs from base 1 to 669 and encodes 222 amino acids. The transcript has a single exon.